Messenger RNA from Lingula anatina, 456 nucleotides. RefSeq names its product bifunctional coenzyme A synthase-like. NCBI's taxonomy places the organism in Eukaryota, Metazoa, Brachiopoda, Lingulata, Lingulida, Lingulidae. The record is from RefSeq and is a predicted model, not a curated record.
AUGGACGUGUUGAACUCCCUAGUCUGGCCGUCCAUAGCCACACUGUCCAAGCAGCAGAUCAUCGCGGUGUUGUUAGAGGCUCAAUGGGACAGCUUUGUACAUGAGGUCUGGGUGUGUAUUGUACCCAGAGACGAGGCUGUAAAAAGGCUAAUUGACCGUAACAACUUGUCGGAGGAGCAGGCCAGACAGCGUAUUGACCUCCAGAUGACCAAUAUUGACCGUGUUCAGAGAGCUAAUGUGGUGCUGAUCAUGGAGUCCUCCAGACAGGGGAAGGGGGUGGUGGUCCUGGAUGCCGCGGUGUUGUUAGAGGCUCAAUGGGACAGAUUGGUACAUGAGGUCUGGGUGUGUAUUGUACCCAGAGACGAGGAGCAGGCCACACAGCGUAUUGACCUCCAGAUGACCAAUACCAACCGUGUCCAGAGAGCUAAUGUGGUGCUGUUCACUUUAUGGGAGUAA